AUGUGGGAGGUGAUCCAAAUGGGCUUCCAGCAAGUCGAAGACAUCCUGGACAGCAUUAACCUGGGCCACUAUCGCGACUACUUCAUAGCCAAGGGCAUGUUCUACGGUGCGAAGAUGCGUGCGCUGUCACGCAAGUUUCUGGAUUUACACAUGCCAGCAAUCACCGACCCAGACGAGAAGGAUCAGCUUCUGGAGGUGUGCGCAACGGCUUGCAAAGACGAGAAUAUUCGGCUGUUCCCUUACCGCUACGGCGAUCCUGACAAGCUGCUGCACGCUUGCCACGAAGGGAGGCGCUUUUUGACGGAGAAGUACACUCAAGGCUGGUUCUGCGACAUAUCGCUGAUCUCCUACCCCUUGAUGGUUGAUGCCUACAACAAGUCCCACAUGCUAGCUGAAGAGGACAAGCAGUCAAUCCGGGCAUACGACUCCUGGGUCUUCGGCGCUGACUCCGCUGGCCGACUGUACCUCUUCCCGCAGAGCGACUCGAAGGUGCCGCCAUGUGUUCGGUGCCCCCGGCUCCACAGCAUCUCCGUGUUGGACGCGGCCGUGGACUGGAAAGCCAUGCGAAGCGUGUCGGUCGGCAUGGAAGGGAUUAUGAACUUCUACAAUCUUGAGAAGGAUGCGGUGGAGCACUCGCUGCAUGUUGCGGCUGCCUGCAGCCUGUCAGCGUCCAAGGACUUCUGGAGCGCCCUGGACGCGGACUUCGAACUGGGAAAUAUGGCGGCCGGCCUUUCCAGUGGCCAUCUCCAGCUUGUGGACCUGGAGCUUGCGAAGCCAGUUUGCAUGAUCCCGAGCCACGCUGCGAUGGUGCGGAAUGUCAAAGCCAACUGGACGACGAACGAAGUCGCGUCUUGCUCCUAUGAUGGCUUCAUCAACCUUGUCGAUGCGCGCACCACCAAGACGGUUCGCCGCCUUAAGGGGGAGGGCCAGUGGGAUGCCAUGGAUGUCUGCUUCGACAAGCAGAUUGCCCUUGCCGCCUCCAAGUUUGAGCCUGCAACCACCCUGUGGGACCUAAGGAGUGGGCAGGUGGUUCGCGAAUACGACCUUCCUGGCCACCGCCCGAAUUGCAUCAACGUGGACUGGAAGACCAUGACGGCCUGCACCGGCGCCGACGAUGGGAAGGUGAUGUUUUGGGAUUUGGAAACUGGUGAAGUGUCGCAGACGAUCGAUUGCGAGCACUUCCUCACACAGUCUUUGGACAUUUGCUGGUCCCGCGGCUUGCUCCUCACUGGAUCAUUCGACUACCAGUUCAAGCUUUGGGAUGUGAAGUCUGGAACUCUGCUGAAGCGAUUCAUCGAACCCACGCGUUGCCUCACGCGCGUCUUCUUGCAGUGA
Symbiodinium sp. CCMP2592 is the source of this 1335-nucleotide messenger RNA. The record is from the annotation of a GenBank genome assembly. NCBI's taxonomy places the organism in Eukaryota, Dinophyceae, Suessiales, Symbiodiniaceae.